AUGAGAGUUUUGUGUAUGUUGAUGCGUGAAAGUCAUUAUGAUCGAUCGAUUCCUGAAGAUGAGGUUAUAAUUCAACUAUCGUUUCGUGAGUUAUUACACUCAUCUAGUACGAUCAGGAGGCAUACCCAGUACUAUAUCAUUAUGCAGUUACUAUAUGGACUCAGGCGAAUUGCGAUUUUCGAUUCCGAACGCAUUAGGGAAAAAUUAGAAAUGGAUUGGACCAUCUCCAUCAAGAGAGUAUAA
This is a messenger RNA of Macrosiphum euphorbiae (potato aphid), 243 nucleotides long. The record is from the annotation of a GenBank genome assembly. Lineage: Eukaryota; Metazoa; Arthropoda; Insecta; Hemiptera; Aphididae.